Molecule: messenger RNA, 907 nt
Organism: Actinia tenebrosa (Australian red waratah sea anemone)
Lineage: Eukaryota; Metazoa; Cnidaria; Anthozoa; Actiniaria; Actiniidae
Source: RefSeq, a predicted model, not a curated record
AAACGAUGGAAAAGCAAGUAAAAGCGAGAACGCUGAUCGAGACAAUGCUUUCAAACCUAUACCAAAGACCAAACUGUUGGAGGAAAGAUGCGUCUCUUCUUAGCUUGUUGUCUUGUUGCUUUCGCCUGUGGGGCACCUAAUAAAGAUGUAGUAAAGCGCAGUCCUAACCCAUGUGGGAUGUCAUGUCCAAUAACGUGUGCUCCAACGUGUACUCCAACCUGCUGUACCCCACCACCACCUCCACCACCACCAUGUUGUGUUCCAGGUCCUCCUGGCCCACCAGGCUGUAACGGACCACCGGGUCCGCCUGGAUGUGUAGGAUUACCGGGUUGUCCCGGCCCUGUAGGACCAGUAGGUCCCAUGGGUCCUCCUGGAUGCCCUGGUGCCCCUGCUCCCCCAGCUCCUCAGUGUCCUCCAAUCUGUAUCCAACACUGCAUGAAGAUCUGUCCUUUGCCUUGUUGUCGGCCAACACCCCCACCAGUUGUUUGUCCACCUCCUCCAGUAGUAUGUCCGCCACAACCAUGGCCAGUCUGCCAGCCGUCGUGUCCUCCGAUUUGCUGUCGUCGCAGUGGCAAAAAGUAAAAAUAUCAAACUUCAACCUAAGUCAAAAAACAAACAGACUUAAAGGAUAAAGUUAUUUUAAAAAUCUUUAACUAGUGGUAGGGUAUAACUACUAAUUUUUAGGUUCAAUCAUUCACGAUUGUUAAUUUACGUAAAUUUUAAUUAAAAUAGAUGGAGAUGCAAGUCAUAUAUUUGCAUAAACAAAUUCAUCGUUGACAAGAAUGCAACAAAACAACUCGACUGUCAUUGUGUUCAAUGAGGUAGUUAUAUCAUUCUUAAAACACUUUGUCAUGAUCACCGAACCUGUGACAUCCCGAAUAAAAUAUACUUGCAUUUGUAUUCAAAA